AAAUUAUUUUGUUUACACAACAUAAAUAAAUUUUGAAAUUUGUUGGCGGGAAAAAGAAAUAAAAAUUGAUUUUGUUUAUAUCCGAGGAUGAUUUAUUUGUUUGUUUCUUUAUCACCUUCUUAUUGCUGGUUCCUCUGGUAACAAAUCACAAAAAUGACCUACAUUAAGGUCGAUUGUUUUGCGAAACCAAUAAGAAAAACAUCCUUUUCUAUAACAAAAAAAUAUAAAUAUAACUCUUUAUAAGUUAAAUACCUUUUUAUUUACCUGAAUCCUUAAUUUUAAAUCCAAUAACCAUGGCCGAAUUCUAUGAAGAAUUGCCGCAAAAUGUCCAAAGAAUAGCUGCUAAAGGAAAUUUGACCUCACCACGUGAAAUCAUAGUGACUCCAAAUGAAAAAAUACUAAGCUUUGGAGCAAGUGCGGACGAUGUAAGAAUUCUCAAAACUGCAGCUGCAAAAUUUAUUGAACAGAACUUUGUUAAUGCUGGAGAUUUACUUCUUCCAAAAUACUCUUCGAAGUGGUCUCGUAUUUCAUUCGGAUGCGAGGCAUUGGAUAAGUGCUCUCGUGGUGGCAUUGUUACCCGUGGUAUAACAGAGAUUUGUGGAGAAUCGGGGGCAGGAAAAACUCAGAUUCUUCUACAUUUAAGUCUCACAGUUCAAUUAUCUCCAAAAAAUGGUGGUCUAGGUAAGGGUACGGCUUUUAUAUGCACAGAAGAUGCUUUCCCAUCGAAACGUCUCUAUCAGCUUGCCGAAGAAUUCAGUAAAAGAUAUCCCGACGAGAAAAUAAAUUAUUUGUCAAAUAUUUACAUCGAACAUAUCAUUGAAAGUGAAGAUUUGCUUAAAUGCGUCAACCAGAGAUUACUUAAACUCAUGGAAACAUCAACUAUUGGUUUGAUUAUAAUCGAUUCGGUUGCUGCCGUUUUUCGCAUGAAUUCAAAUAUCAUCGAGAGAGCAAAGCAAAUGCGUAAACUCGCCAAUUGCUUGCUAUUGUAUGGAGAUAAAUACAAUUGUGGAGUGGUUUGUGUCAAUCAGGUAACAACGGUAAAUGAUGCAAAUAGAAAUGUCCCCUGUCUUGGUUUGGCAUGGGCUCAUUUAGGUCGGACGAGGAUAAAAAUAUCAAAAAUUCCAAAGCAAAUUUCUGUGGAUAAACAUUUGAUAUCGUUGAGAAGAUUUGAGAUUAUGUAUUCGCCCGACAGUCCAAAUGAGUUUACAGAAUUUUUGAUUACAUCGAAAGGGAUUUGCAGUGUUGAUGAGGUACUUUCUAAGCAAUAAAGUGAUAAAUAUUAAAUCUUUAUUAUGUUGUUAUAAAUGAAAUAAAAUAAUAUAUUCAAGCUUAAAAGUGAAUUUUAA
Molecule: messenger RNA, 1346 nt
Organism: Eupeodes corollae
Lineage: Eukaryota; Metazoa; Arthropoda; Insecta; Diptera; Syrphidae
Product: DNA repair protein XRCC3
Exons: 5
Coding region: 294-1268 (324 amino acids)
Biological process (GO): t-circle formation; telomere maintenance via recombination; resolution of mitotic recombination intermediates
Cellular component (GO): Rad51C-XRCC3 complex; replication fork
Molecular function (GO): ATP binding; ATP-dependent DNA damage sensor activity; four-way junction DNA binding
Source: RefSeq, a predicted model, not a curated record